AUGUAAAUAAUUACUGGUGAUGAAACAGGAUUAUUGAAAUUAAUUGAUUUAGAGAAAAAAGAUGUGAUAAAGAAAUAUGGAGAAUAAGGAAAGGAGUUCAAAGUUAUCUAAAUUCUAACACUAUAAAUAUCAGAUAUUAGUUUUUUCUUGGUAUUGAGAGAGUAAAGUUUAGUAUUAUUAGACAAUGAAUUAAAUGAAAUUACUUAAAUCAACAUUGAUUCAUCACCUUUGAAAGGUUUUUGUGAUUCAAAUCAUGAUAUAUAUAUAAUUUAUGGAAACAGAAAAAUAAAUCAUAUUAAAUAUGAUUAAGAUCAAAACAUAUUUCUUUAAUAAAAAACAUUAAACUCUAAUGAUUUUUUGCCCUUAAAUAAUUGUAAAGAUAAAUAUGUAACAUCUGCUGCUAUUUCAAGUGAUUACUCAUUAUUAUUGAUAACAUAUUUUGGAGCUCCACCAUCUAUUUUUAACUUAAAAUUAAAAUAAUUAUAAUGGUAAUCAAGAAAUGUUAAAAAUGAUGAAUUAGAUCUUUAAGUUAAAAUGCAUGAUUAUGAUGGAUUAUUCUUAGAUGAUUAUUCUGUAGGAGUUAUUACAACCCAUAAGACAUUAAGAAUUUAUAAUAUUCUCUAAUAAAAAUCUUAACCUAUUGCAGAACAUUCAUUAAAACAUUCAAAAACCAAAGUUACACUAAUAAGGGCUUAUAAUCAAAAAUAUUAUAUGAUAAAUGAAAGAGGAGAAAUUUUAAUUUAUUAGAAUGAUUUUAAAUUUGAAAGAAUGAUUAAAGGUACUUUUGGAGCUGUUAGAGAUGUUACAUUUAAUAAAGAUUAUAUAUACACAGUUAGCAUAGAUCGUUUUUUAAGGUUUUUUAUUAUUUAUUAUUUUAGAGUGUAUCAUACAGAAAAUGUAAGAAUACCUUUGGCUAUUAAUUUAUCUUAAAGAUUAACAGCAGUCAAUUUUUAUUGUUCAGAAUAUAAAGAAAUUGAAAUUGAAAAAUAAUAAGAAAAAAUUUGGACUAUUUAAAAUGGAAGAGAAGCAAAAGCAAGAUUUGCUGGAAUGAGAAGACACACUAUUAAAUUAUCAUAUUUAGAUAAAAUGUUCGAGAAUCACAAACUAAAUAAAUUAAAAAAAGAAUAAUAAAAAUUGAAAUAAGAAUAAUAAUCAAUAGAAAUUAAAUAAGAAUAUGAUGAAGUAGAUUACCAAUCUAAAUUUAAAACUAUUGAGAAUAAGAAAAUUAAGAAAUAAAAAUAAAAAUAAAAGAUUCUUGGAUUAAAGAAAUCAAAGUUACUAGUAAAUAAACCAAAUAGAAAAAUAAAGUGA
This is a messenger RNA of Paramecium sonneborni, 1311 nucleotides long. The record is from the annotation of a GenBank genome assembly. Lineage: Eukaryota; Ciliophora; Oligohymenophorea; Peniculida; Parameciidae.